GUUAAGGUCCCCAGUCUUAUACAAAUUUCCUAUACAUUACGUUUUCGUGUUCUGGGCCCAGUACCAACCGUCGCACCUGUUGCUGUCAGUUUGUAAAGCUAAGAGCCUAACACUUCAUCAAAGGGAAAGAAUAGUAUAUACCUCCACGAGGGCCCAAUAAAGCUUCAGUAUCUCUGCCCACUCCGCUCGCGCGAGAGAGUGCAUCUCUGCGCACCAAGUUUUUCCCUCGGGCUUCCGGUCCUUCACAUAGUCUAGAGACCGUAUCGCUUGAUGGCUACACCAGCUCCAGAGCCGGAUCCGCUGCGGGAGACUGGCCGCUAUGAACGAGUACAAUCUUUGGGGAAAGGGGCCUUCGGCUUUGUGCAGCUUGGACGUAAGCUGCAGACUGGCGAGCUUGCAGCUAUCAAAUUCCUAAAGCGCGGAGAUGUGAACAAAUACGUUGAGUCCGAGAUACUAAACCACAGCGUGCUGCGGCACCCGCACGUUAUCCAGUUUAAGGAGGUCUUCCUCACGUCCGAGUACAUAUGCAUUGCCAUGGAGUACGCGACGGGCGGCAGCUUGUUCCACUACGUCCAGCAAAACAACCGGCUCAAGGAGGCCGUGGCCCGCUGGUUCUUCCAGCAGCUCAUAAUUGGUGUGGACUAUUGCCAUAAGCGCGGCGUCGCCAACCGCGACAUUAAGCUUGAAAACACGCUUCUACAAAAGGUCGACGGCCUGCCGCUUCCAUUGUUAAAGAUUUGCGAUUUCGGAUACAGCAAAGCGGACGUGCGAUCAGCAGCUAAGAGCAAGGUGGGCACUCUGACGUAUAUGGCCCCGGAGGUGUUGGUCAAUCGCGAUGGCAAGUACGAUGGCAAGGUGGCGGACAUCUGGUCCUGCGGCGUCAUGCUGUACGUCAUGUUCUACGGCCGCUACCCCUUCGAGACACCCGCUGGCACCGCCAUGCCCAAGGCCACCGAGAUCCUGGCCAUGCUGGACAACAUGGUCCGGCAGCGGUACGACCUGCCCAAGCACGUGGAGAUCUCGGAUCCCGGCAAGGACCUGCUGCGGCGCAUGCUGCUGCCCGACCCCAAGAAGCGCAUCACGCUGGAGGAGGUCAUGCGGCACCCCUGGUUCACAACCAACCUGCCGCCGGAGGCCCCCACCAUGAACGAGUCCUACCUGCGCGCCGGCUUCCCUGCCGGCCACCAGACCACGGACGCCAUCAGGCGCAUCCUGGAGGAGGCCAAGGGGCGCACUCCGGGCGGCGGCCCCGGUCGCGGCACCUCGGACGAUGCAUACGACAGCAUGGUGGACCGGGCCAUCAACGAGGACAUGCGCGGCAACCGCAGCCUGGAGCUGCAGCAGUUUGUUGACAAGUACCGCUGAGGUGGAGGCUAGGAGGGAUGGGGGGGAGGAGGGCGGCGUGUGGGUCGGUUCGGGUGCGUUCCUGCACGAGGCUGGGAGUGAUGGCGGGCUGCAACGGCUAUCGCAGGUUAAGGAUGGAGUUCAGAUGUAAGACACUAGGCGUACAUGACGGGUUGGCUUUGAGGGUAGCCUUUUGCCGUAAGGCAGGGGCGUGGCAGCGAGUAUGCAGGUAUGUCAUCGAGGUAGAUGACUGCAGGAUAUUGGGCGCCACUUAGAAGCGUCUUACGGCAACAGUACGACAAUAGCAGGAAGCGGCUGACGGGUUUCUGGACACUGUACAUAGCUUGUUUGUCGUUUUGCAUGAUGCAUGGGGUACCGAACCAUGCAUGUCUGGUGCGCUCCUAACAGUGAGACGUUGGCCAGACCCUGAUACAUCCCAAGGGUUUUGGGUGCUUGGGUCUAGGCUGGUAUGGGGUCUUGAACUGGUCUAUCGGCUUGACGCGUGCAAGCGCUUCGUUCUCAUCUCGUGAAUAUCAUCAUAGGCGUCUUCUUGUGUCAGUUACAAUAAUAACUGGGGCCUAUAAGCCCGAUGUGAGCGUGCCAGAGUCGUGCCUAUUGCAUUGUCUUGAUGCGUUUAGGCCGUGCAUUUCGUUCAGAGAGGAUACCGUAGUGACGCUAGGACGGUGGGAGGGAGCUAAGCAGCUGGCACUAUCCGCCGUUUUGGCAGCGUAUCGUACAACGGAGAGCGUCAAGCCAGGCCAAACGUAGCGGGAAGGUUGAGCAAGUUGUGCUGAUGCGCAUGCCAAUUACACAACAGGGACGCAUGUGUUUGCGACAUCAUGAGCAGCCUGACGUACAGAAGUCCCGAGGUAGGGACGCUGUAGAGCUGGAUGUGACAGACUUGUCGACGUGUAAUGCUGCCUCACGAGCUAGCGGGGGAAGGGUGCCCUUCUGUUGAAGUCAUGAGC
Messenger RNA from Astrephomene gubernaculifera, 2312 nucleotides. The record is from the annotation of a GenBank genome assembly. NCBI's taxonomy places the organism in Eukaryota, Viridiplantae, Chlorophyta, Chlorophyceae, Chlamydomonadales, Astrephomenaceae.